Messenger RNA from Moesziomyces antarcticus, 441 nucleotides. RefSeq lists its product as uncharacterized. Lineage: Eukaryota; Fungi; Basidiomycota; Ustilaginomycetes; Ustilaginales; Ustilaginaceae. The transcript has a single exon. The coding region runs from base 1 to 441 and encodes 146 amino acids. The record is from RefSeq and is a predicted model, not a curated record.
AUGUCCCGAACCACGCUUCGCUCGACGCUCGCUACUGCGCACGACAAGCACAAAUCCUUCCUUUGCAAAGCCGCACUGACGAUGUAUGCUUGCCUUUACAGUGCUGUAAGCUGCACUCGAGGCAAGUGUGCGGCUGCUCCUGAGGACGCGGCUGCAUUGGCUGAUGCGAACGGCCGUUCAGAGGAGCGCUUCUUCCACCUCGGCCGGACACACCCGCUUGGCCGAGGAAACCAGCAAGUCGGACUCCACGCCGCCGUCGUUUGCUGUUCCCCGACCGAUCGCGUCGAGCUGCAGCCCAUGUCCGAGGCUCCGUCUUCAUGCCCUUCCGGCUACGAAACGCCCUGCCCAUCCCAGCCAUCGCCAGCCUCGAGGCCGACCCGCAUACAUGUCACCGAGCUCUUCCCCGCCAUGGACGCAUGCCACUACGCAGUCUCCGCUUGA